UUCUCCAUUAAUUAUUCAUCGUGAUUCUACACAAAGACAGAGAGAAAACCAAAACCCAAUCACCGGCCUCCGAAUGCUUAUUCUACAAGUUUUGAUGACUCAUGAAUAAGCCCAAUCGUUGAUAAAGAGACUUUCUUCUUCUUUUUUAUCUACAUGUAGACAUAGGUUAUGUCUACAUGCAGAGACAUUAUGGAAGAACAAACCCCGAUUUUGAUUUUGAAUUUGAAUAGAAUCAAGGGAGGAGGAGGAGGAAUAAGGAGACCGUUAUGGGUAUCUGUGCUGAUUCUGUUCACUGUAAUUGCUCUGUUUAGUCUACAUAUCAAUAGAGAAUAUUCAAUUUUCUCGAUCCCUUUGGAUUUCAUUUCGGGUCGGGUAGGAGUAGUAUCGGGUUAUCAACAGAAGAGCUGCUCUGAUUUCUUCAAACAGGUACCAGCGAGGAAGGUGGUGAAAUCGAUCAGGGAUUUCGGUGGAAUUGGGGAUGGAAAAACCUCAAAUACAAAGGCGUUUCAACGGGCCAUGGAGUUUAUGGUCCGUUUCACGGAGAGUGGUGGGUCCCAGCUUGUUGUUCCUAAAGGUCGAUGGCUUACUGGUAGUUUCAAUCUCACUAGCAAUUUCACGCUCUUCCUCGAAUAUGGCGCUGUUAUCCUCGGUUCUCAGGAUCCAAAUGAAUGGCCGAUAAUCGACGCUCUGCCUUCAUAUGGAAGAGGGAGAGAAAGACUGGGAGCGAGACAUAUUAGCCUUAUUCAUGGAAAUGGUCUCACCAAUGUUGUAAUUACAGGGGAAAAUGGGACUGUAGAUGGUCAGGGAAAGAUGUGGUGGGAUCUUUGGUGGAAUAGAACCCUGGUACACACCAGAGGCCACCUUGUUGAACUGAUUAACUCUCAGAACAUCCUGAUCCAAAAUCUUACACUCAUGAACUCCCCAUUUUGGACAAUUCAUCCCAUCUAUUGCAGGUUCUUGCUCUCUUGAUAAACUGCUCUAUCUAUUUUUGCAUGGUACUUAUGAAUGGAGUACUAAUUACUUUGGCUCGAGGAAAUUGCUCUUCAUUGCUGCACAGUAUUUUUUUGAAAAGUUGAUAUCCAUAUUCAAUUAAUCAAUCAAACAACCAUACAU
Molecule: messenger RNA, 1113 nt
Organism: Solanum stenotomum
Lineage: Eukaryota; Viridiplantae; Streptophyta; Magnoliopsida; Solanales; Solanaceae
Product: probable polygalacturonase
Exons: 3
Coding region: 169-969 (266 amino acids)
Biological process (GO): carbohydrate metabolic process
Molecular function (GO): polygalacturonase activity
Source: RefSeq, a predicted model, not a curated record